GGGGACCAUACUCGGAAGUCAUCAAGUCGCUGGUGCAGCUAUCCUUGCGGCACGAAGCGGAGCUGGGCCGCCUUCGGGCGGAUGGCAGAUUCAUGCUGUUCCUGGACACCCCCCAGACCAAUCCGGCAGCGGGCAUCAUGCUAGGGGUGAAGGCGGUGGCGAUGGAGUGGUCCCAAAAGUAUGCAGCGGGGACCGUGAAGAGCCCACUGCGGAACCUGUUGUUGCUGGCAGUCAUCAAAGAACUCCAGUCACGAUUGACAGCCUUCCUUCAGGACGAGGACCGAUGCGGCCGGGCAAUCACUGCAGGGUGGAUGGCCGAGGGUCACAAUGCAUUGGACCCAGUAUGGAAUUACUGGGGAUGGAAUCCCAAAGAGAAACGACAAGAAAAGACGGAUCAGCAGCCAAUGCAGAGCACUGCAGUGCAAGCCCAGCUCCAACUGCUGGAGGACAAUAUCACCAAGGAAGGAGUCCUGCUGAACUUCCGCAGCACGAAGGACUUGGAGAAGGAGCAGGAUCUCGAGGUGGUCCCCUUCAUGAUCACCGUGGGUCUGAGAGCGCCGGAGUCCCAUGCAACCUAUCGGGCAUUCCAGCUCCUCUGCGGGAGUGCAGUCUGCAAGCUCAUUGGGGCCAGGAUCAGGAGAAUUACCUGUCCACGCCGUAUUGCCAAUGGAGCCGCCGCGCUUCCCGCUGAGACCGCUCUAUACUGGAUGGGUGCCAUGUCCAGCCACCCAGCCGGUGCAUAUGGAGGUGAGUUUAUCAACCAUGUCUUGACACUCAUUCAGCCCAGCGCUUAUCGCGGCUUGCUGCACACGCCGGUGCUGCUGCACCCGACCGGGGCUACACUUCCUGAGCUGAUUGCGAGCUGGCAUACGCAAUAUGCUGUGCAUGCCCUGCACAGCGAAACAGUCGCAGUGCCGGUGUAUGAGAAUGCUGAGGGACUGAGUGUCCGCCAUAUAGUGGCUGCCAACAGCUACUUGAUAGGAUCGCCUCUCCUGGACGCAGGGCACCCAGUUGCGGCACUGUCUGCAAUGCAUCUCCAGCUCAGCAUGGCUCAACUCCUGCCGUAUCCGCCUGAUGUGUACACAGAUGCCCUGGAGGAGGCAUUGCUGCUCCACGCAGCCACAAGCUUGCUCAGAGAGCAGGGUCACGGAACGCUGCCUCCGGCUAUGGGCUUGGCGGUGCGCAAUGAUAUCAUCUGUUGGGCAGGGCAAGUUUUGGAGCCAGACAGCCGAGAGGUUUUCAUGAGCUACGCUCAAUCACUCAACCGCCACCUGCGGCGCUACCUGACCACUUACAUGCCAGAGCCAAUCGGGGAGCCCGGGCCACAGAGCCCUGAAGCUGAGACAUUGGCGUGGCACUUUGUGUCGGAUGGCAGUGCCACACUAUGCGGUGCGGUCAGGCAAGCCGUUGCUGUCCUGGAUUGGCAAGCCGGCCGACAUGCCUUCAGUGGCGAGCGCAAAGCCAAUGUCACCAUGGGGGCGUAUAGCAAGGGCCCGCAUUGUGGCAUAUGCAGUGGCACGCGAGCUCAUCCGUCCUUUUGCAGGUUGGUGAAUAGAUUCAUUAAUCAUCUUUGUCCUCAACUUGUUUGGACAACCUUCGCUUUGAAUCUGGACACGCGUACACCACCGCAUCGUGAUCAGGGGAAUGCGCCGACCGGCAGUCUGCUCACCCUCCUCACUCACAAUGAGGGAGGUGAACUGUGGCUAGAAGAUGGCCAGGGCCAAUGCUACAAUGACACAGAGGUGGGCAUGCGUUGUGGGAGGAUAAUCAGGCUGUCCAUGCAGAGCCUGCUGUUUCCCGCCCAUGCCAUGACUCACUGUACAUGUGAUUGGUCGCUGACCAACCGAGUCACGUUGGCGGCCUACUGCAUAGGAAGACGACUGCCUACUACCCAUCCGGUGCUCAUGGCCAAUCGGGCGGCAUCCAUGGCGGCAGAGGACAUUCCAAGUGUUGCUCAGCCUGCCCCCUUGGUCGUCAUACUCGCCGAUGUCAGCAUGGUCAUUGGGCAGGUGAAAGAUGCGACGACUGGUGCACUCCGUGAUGACUCCACCCGCGUUGGGGCCCGGGUGGAGGUCAUUGAUCUGGAGGUGUGGCUGGAAGUAUGCCGAAUCAUCGGGGCUCUGAAAGGGGACGCGAUGUUGGCGUGGUGGGCAGCUGGAUUUCCAGAUGAUGGACUGAACCCGAGUCAGUUUUGGGCCUGCUUAGACGACAGCGACACAAUUUUGGUGAUUGAGGAGGACUCGACGGCCCGAGGAGUGGAUCUUCCGCUGUACGUGCGACAUCCGAAGACAGUGAACAUUAUCGCUCUUUUGGUAUACAUGGCGCUUGGCAUGAGCGUGAUGUCAUUCUACGAAAAUUGGAGUUUCGUGACGUCCUUCUAUGUCAUUGUCCAGAUUAUCACGACGGUCGGCUACGGGGACAUUGCUCCAACUGCGAGCGGCGAGCUGUUCCUGACAUUCUAUGUUUUGCUAGGCACGGUCCUGGUUGCUAGCAUUUUAAAUGGCCUGAUCGAGUCCUUCCUGGAAGCUUCAGAAGACCGGUUGGGUGAGUCCCUGGUUGCGAUGAGGACGAACAUAGCUAGGAGUGUCAGUCAGGAUGACCUAGGCUGCAGGUGCUCAUGGAGCAGAUCCGUCAAGGACCUGGCGAGUGCCACCAUGGUUUACCUCUUCUUCCUUGCCGUUUGGGCCGCAUUCUUUACGAUUUACGAAGGAUGCUCGUGUUCAUAUGGGGCCAGUCGAAUUGAUGGGUGCGAAGAGGGUGAUCAAUGCCUUGCAACUGGCGGUGCUCACUUGAGCAUCCGGCAGGCAUUCUACAUGGGAGUCAUAACGUUUUCCACUGUGGGCUUUGGAGACUUCAGCCCGAAGUCGAGACUGGGAAGGAUCUUUGGCUCAGUAUGGAUGAUCCUUGGUAUUAUUGCCUUUGGCACGAUGGUGGGCCACGUGUCCACCAUAUUGACUGACUGGAGGAGGUUCCAUAAGAGAAGAGUCCUGGUUUCUCGGGAUACGUUCAACAAAAUGGACCGAGAUGGCUCUGGUAAGGUCAGGCGCCAUGAGUUCUUGCGGUAUAUGCUUGUGAGACAAGGGUUGGUCAAAGCAGAAGCACUCGAGAACAUCGACGCCUUGUUUGAGGAACUGGACCAGGAUGGGAGUGGCAUCCUGUCUUUCGACGAGAUCAACGGCCGGCUCCUGCCAUUGGAUUCGUGA
Messenger RNA from Symbiodinium necroappetens, 3203 nucleotides. NCBI's taxonomy places the organism in Eukaryota, Dinophyceae, Suessiales, Symbiodiniaceae. The record is from the annotation of a GenBank genome assembly.